CACACCUUCAAUAGCUCCAUAUCUGACCACCCUUGGAAUUUAGUUUGUAGCACAGCUUUUAUCAGUGAUGGUUCGUGUUUUCUAAACCAUUAUGGGAAAUAAAUUAUUGACAUUUUCGGAACAACAAUUAGAAAAUUACCAGGACUGCACUUUCUUUACGAGGAAAGAAAUUUUAAGAGUUCACAAAAAAUUUCGAAACAUUCGCCCCGAUUUAAUCCCAAAACGUAUGCGCCAGAAUGAGCAAGUCACGAUUAAAAUACCACUGGAAGAUAUUGUUGAAAAAUUACCCGAACUGCGGGAAAAUCCUUUUAAAAAACGCAUUUGUGAAGUGUUCUCUCGCGACGGGAAAGGAAAUUUAUCUUUCGAAGACAUUUUAGACUUGCUUUCAGUGUUCAGCGAGCAAGCUCCAAGGGACAUAAAGGUUUUUUAUGCGUUCAGUAUAUAUGAUUUCGAUAAUGACCAAUAUAUCGGCGCCGACGAUUUAGAUAACACGUUAAUUCUGCUCAUGCAUCAGGAAUUAACACCCGAAGAUCGGCAACAAAUUAUUGAAAAGGUUAUAGAAGAAGCAGAUGUUGACGGGGAUGGAAAAUUAUCUUUUAUGGAGUUCGAACAUGUGAUUACUCGCGCACCCGAUUUUCUCUCCACUUUUCAUAUACGGAUAUAGCUAAAUCAAUAAUCAGAAACAAUAAAAUUUAUUUAUGUUUAAAAUUACAAUUUAUAUUUACAACCAGGGGGAGAAAUAUAAGAAUAUAACAGCAAUAUGAAGAACAAAAGGCACGUAUAACACUUACGAAGUGAUUGUCGGCAAGUCACCAAGUAACGAAAUAGCAAAUAGAAAACUAGUUUUAUUAGAUUCACAGCUACAUUGUAUUAAGAUUUCUUUGAUAAUUAUUGUAUUGAACAUUUAUGAAGAAUAAAACUCACAGUUUGCCCACUACGUGUAACAUUUUUGAUUUUUUAUAUUUGUCAGUUACUUAUAGAUAAUUAUAUAAAGUACCAGUCGAUGAUAUUGAAUAAAUGUUUUGUCAAGUCGGCUACAUUCAUUCUUCUUCACGUUCCACUUGAACAAUGAUCAACACAACAGCAAUAAAACAAUGAACAACAAUUAUUUAUUACGGUAUAUACGUAUAGAACAUGCCCGGAUGUUUAUUAUAAAUAAAAAAAUA
Messenger RNA from Tribolium madens (black flour beetle), 1166 nucleotides. It is a transcript of the gene Cib2, whose product is annotated as calcium and integrin-binding family member 2. The record is from RefSeq and is a predicted model, not a curated record. Bases 92 to 664 code for a protein of 190 amino acids. Lineage: Eukaryota; Metazoa; Arthropoda; Insecta; Coleoptera; Tenebrionidae. Gene Ontology annotation, molecular function: calcium ion binding. The transcript is spliced from 5 exons.